Onthophagus taurus is the source of this 2792-nucleotide messenger RNA. NCBI's taxonomy places the organism in Eukaryota, Metazoa, Arthropoda, Insecta, Coleoptera, Scarabaeidae. The record is from RefSeq and is a predicted model, not a curated record.
ACCUUCACUUCAUAAGUGGGUUAGAUACAAAUUUCCCCGCAGAUCAACAAAUGUAAGUGCUUGGUGCGAACUUGUCCAUUGAUUUUUACGUUUGUGUGAGGUGUGGUUUGUGGUGUGUUUAAAAAAAGUUAAAAGAAACAGUUAGUUUUUGUAAAUUGUCGAGAAUGUAUUGGUGACCGUGCGCCCCCGAAACCGUUCCGAACGAAAUAAAUAAAUCAAGGGGAUCGGCUUCGAAACAUCCGGGGGAUAAAAAUGGUUUUGGGGCAGUCUGUUUAGGCUCUUUAAACGCCCCAAAUAUAAUUGAAAAUGAGUAGUUGGGCGGCCAGGAUGCAUAGAAGGGCCGCUACAUUCGGCAAUGUGGUCACUUCUUGUGGACAUCCCUCAGCACCUUAUCCUCGAAGACUGGAAAAAGUUAAAUUUGGGGUACCCCUUGAAGAAGUUUGUAAAAACGAUAUUCCGGGACCAUUAUUAGUAUUAAUAUUAAAGUUAAAUAAAGAAGCUCCCUUGAGGAAAGAUGUUUUUCGUGCCCCUGGUCAUCAAGGUGCUAUGAAAAAGCUCACGCAUUUUUUGCAAACAGGCCGACUGAUUAAUAUGGACAAUUUUAGUGUGUAUACAAUUGCUAGUGUUCUCAAAAAGUUUUUGAGAAAAAUUCCCGGUGGUGUUUUUGGUAGAGAAGUAGAACAUCAAUUUUUUGAAAUUAUUGAUAUGACAGAUCUUAAAGCACAGAGAGAUAAAAUACAUAGAAUAAUAAGUUCGCUUCCAAUGUAUACCCAAAAACUCCUGGUGCUUCUUUUCGGUACGUUUCGCGUAAUAGCUUCAAAUAGCGAUUCCGCGGGUACUGGGAUGACCAGCGAAGCCCUGGGCGUGAGUGUAGCCCCAAGUUUUUUCCACACGUGCGUCAGCGACGGAAAAACGGCGAAAAUGGAAGAUGUUAUGCGUUAUAAGGCUGAGGUCAAUGUUGCUACAAGAGUGAUGAAACAUCUCAUAGAAGAAUUUGCUUCAUCCGAUUUAUUCGGUAGAGAUAAUUAUGAGUUUUACGCGAGGGUAACCGGUCGUGUGUUACGCGUUCAAGGCGAAUGGAUAUGUUCCUUUAAAUAUCCGCCGGCAGCGAAUUCGAAGGGUCACAGCCAGAUCUUCCCCGGUGAUUACACAGCACUGGAACAGUAUUUAUUAGGACAAGUCUCGUUAGAGGCUGAAAAAACUUGGUUACAAUGCGAGUGCGAUCGCUGGCGCACAAAAUAUACUUUAGAAGCAAUGUCACAAGUGGAAGAAUGCCAAUCAACUCCGGUUUUAGCUGAGUCUGGAUUGAAAACACAAACUUUAAAUUCAAGUUCUUUGGGGAUGAUCGCAGAACAUACUUUAUUGGAAAGUUGUACGCGUUUGAGUAUAUCAUUGGAACAAAAUGGAUUAUUUAAGGGUAAUAGCACUUCGAGAUCUUCGAGUGAAACGCAAUCGUCGAAAACGAGCGCGACUCAUUCAGCGCUUCGAAUGACUUUAGACGAAUUACGGGCGGUUAAUAGAUACGCGGAGAGUACAAGAAGUUUAAGUUAUCUUCCUCAGGUGCAUGAAAGACAAACGGAAAGAAUGAGGACGAGAUCCCAAUGGUUUUUAGCACCAUCUGUUGAGUGCUCAAGUUGUGGGGGUUCUUUAGAAAUUCCUUUAAACAGUGCUGAUAUGACGGCUCUAACAAAUACGCUUUUAAGAAAACCUUCUUCAGGAACAAUAGUUGGCGCUAUGGGUUUAUCUUUAAGUGCUGAAUCAAUACAAAAAAGACCGAGUAUUAGACGAUCAAAUUCAAGAGAUAAACGUCAUUAUUUACACCGUUCGUCAAGUAGAAGGAAUAAAGAAAAUGGGUCGAGAUCAAAUAGUUUUAAAAGUCGCGGUGAAAAGAAAUCGACCAAUUCCCGUUCGGGUAGUUUCAAAAUAAAAUACGAUGGAGUUUCGCGUUCGUGCAGCUUCAAAACGAAAACUGAAUUGUGCACGUGUCCGUCAUCGAACGAAAAAUUAGCGGAUGAUAUUCAAGAAAUUGAGCAACAACAAACGUUCGAUUCGGUCGUCGUUGGUGGUUCGCAACCGUUAAGAACUUUUGAGACUAUACAUGUCACCUUGACGUAUAAGCCUCGGAUUUAGUUUUUAUUAAAUAAAGAAAAAUAUGAAAACAACGACAACUAAAAAAUGCAGCCCUAAAUAUUGAAGGUUUUUUAAUGUUUUUCGUAAAUGGCUGUGGGAUUUUGCGGUAUUAAAAAAAGAAAGAGAUAAUUACAUCACCCAAAUUGUGUUGAGGGUUCUUUAAUUUUCGUUAUUGUGUAUUAAUAGUUUUUUGGGGGGGAAUAAAAUAUAAAAGAAUAAAAAGAAUCCGUCAUUUGAUACGCUUAAUAUAUUAACUUAAUAUAAGUAUUGAUACGAAUACUAUUUAUUAUUGAAUUUUAAGUUUCUUAAAGACAAAAAAUUAUUUAGAAUACUUAAAAUUUGUAAUAAUUCGUAAAAUUAGUAUUUAUAUGGGAUUGCUUAAAACUAAAAAGUGAUUUGCUUAAUAUAUCAUUAAUUUUAUUCAAUCCUAUAUAUUAUUAUCUAAAAAAAAUAAAAAGAAUUAAUCGUCAAAUGCAUUUAUACAUAUCUUGACGAAGAAAUAUUCAAUGUUCAGGGAUUUGUCAUCAUCACUUUUUUAAUUUCAUUUUUAUUAAGAAUUAUACCCAAAAGUAUCUAAUUUUCUGUUUAUCAUUAAAAAAAGAAUGCAUUCCAGAUAUAUUUUAGCAUUUAUUUUAUUUAUUUUAAUGUUAAAAACAUUUUUU